Trypanosoma conorhini is the source of this 777-nucleotide messenger RNA. Its product is annotated as surface protease GP63. The coding region runs from base 1 to 777 and encodes 258 amino acids. NCBI's taxonomy places the organism in Eukaryota, Euglenozoa, Kinetoplastea, Trypanosomatida, Trypanosomatidae. Gene Ontology annotation, biological process: proteolysis; cell adhesion. Gene Ontology annotation, molecular function: metalloendopeptidase activity. The transcript has a single exon. The record is from RefSeq and is a predicted model, not a curated record. Gene Ontology annotation, cellular component: membrane.
AUGAGUCCGUACGACAAAUACUGCGGCGGCUUCUACACCGCGCUGACGAUGGCGGCGUUUGAGGGCCUCGGCUACCACAAGGCAGUGUGGGGGAUGGAGGAGACGAUGGCGUGGGGCAGAGGCGCGGGCUGUGACUUCCUGGACAACAUGUUCUGCGUCGCCGACCUCCACACGUUUUGCGAUACUGCCGAUCACCAAUCGCUUCGCCGGACUUCGGGUCGUCAGGCUGUUGGGGAAUACGCCGGCCGCGUCGGCGACACCGCGGCAAGAACGCCAGAGAACUGCCCCGUUGUGGAUGCCAAUAGAGGUGGCGGCGGCAACAGGUACGGCUACCUAACGUGCGCUGUGACGCGGCCGGGCGUCUUCCCUGGCUCUCUUCCUGGCGGCGGCUCGUGGUGCCUCGAUGCGGAGCCGCGCCGGGCUGAGGCUGAGGGUGGCGGUGCCGCCGGGGUGUCCGACGCCCACGCGGUGUGUGCGCGGGUGAAGCGCGAGGAGGGCAAAGUGUUGGUGCGGUACCUCGGCGGGAGCGACCUUGAGUCGUGCCCCGCGGGGACGUCUAUCUCGCCGAAAUCGUCACACUUCAAGGACGGCGGCAGGAUCAAGUGCCCGAAGUACGAAGAGGUGUGCACGAUCGCCGCCAACGGCAGUGGCCUUCUUACUCAGGUUACUUCCGGCGACUGUCCCGGCGGAGUCGGCGAGGAUGCAGCUCCUCCUUGCAUUGCCGCCCUCGCUUUGUUUGCUUUGGCUCUACUUUCUGCUGUGGCGGUGCCUCUUUGA